Molecule: messenger RNA, 2574 nt
Organism: Tripterygium wilfordii
Lineage: Eukaryota; Viridiplantae; Streptophyta; Magnoliopsida; Celastrales; Celastraceae
Product: ubiquitin carboxyl-terminal hydrolase MINDY-1-like
Exons: 12
Coding region: 80-2212 (710 amino acids)
Biological process (GO): protein K48-linked deubiquitination
Cellular component (GO): cell periphery; cytosol
Molecular function (GO): cysteine-type deubiquitinase activity; cysteine-type carboxypeptidase activity; K48-linked deubiquitinase activity
Source: RefSeq, a predicted model, not a curated record
UUUAUUGAUUGGCUCCACACUCUCUCUUUCUGUUUCCAUUUACUCUCUGAUUCCCUCCGGAGAUUCGGGUCGUUUAGAAAUGGCGUCUUCCCCAUCGACGAGCGAAGAGCCGAGACAAGAACCACCGCCACCGCCACAACAAGAAGAGGAAGGAGGAGUGAAGGAGUGCAUACACAAGACGAAGACGAUACAGUUCCUCGGCCGCACCACUCCUAUCGUUCUCCAAAACGACAAUGGACCAUGCCCUCUCCUCGCCAUUUGUAAUGUUCUUCUGCUGAGGAAUAAUUUGAAUUUGAGUCCUGAUAUAGCCGAAGUUUCUCAGGAGAAGUUGCUUUCUCUGGUUGCAGAGCGAUUAAUUGACUCCAAUAGCGAUGUUCAUAAUAAAGAUGCUGGGUAUGUUGAAAAUCAACAGCAGAAUAUUGCAGAUGCGAUUGAUUUGCUUCCACGACUGGCUACCGGGAUUGAUGUAAAUAUAAAGUUUAGGAAAGUAGAUGAUUUUGAAUUCACGCGAGAGUGUGCCAUAUUUGACCUACUUGACAUUCCCCUUUAUCAUGGUUGGAUAGUGGAUCCGCAGGAUUAUGAAACUACAAAUGCCAUUGGGUCAAAAUCGUAUAAUGAGCUUACAGGUGAGCUUGUUGCCCUGGAAACACGAAAUGCAGACUGCAAAUGUAGCAAUAAUCCUGAAGAAGAUUCCAUUGAUUUUGCUGCUGCAACUACUGCAACUCUAGGAGUUCCUUCUCCAUGCCUUUCAAACGUCGGAUCAUUUGAUGAAUCUCCUCAUUCUGUUUCUGAUCAUAAAAGUUCAAGGAUAGGGGAUCUCGAAGAAGAGGAAGAGCUUCAGAGAGCUUUGAAAUUGUCAGAGGCUGAACCGCCUGCUUCAGAUGUUGAUUCUGUCUUGAUCAAUGCUAGUGAAGGGACCAUGUCUGUCAGGUCAGGAGAAAGUACUUGUUCCAAGGAGUUCAUGCCUGUAGACUCUGUAGAUUCAUCAGAGCAGCAUGUUGGCAGCGAAAAUCAAAGCUUUUGUCUGCCUGACCCAUUCAUAUCAGAUAAUCACGCAAUUUCAAGCAAUGGUAUUAAGAAUGCAGCAUGUUUUGAGGCUAUGUCCAAAGAAAGAGCAUCUCCGCCUUCACAAGUGAAUUUAAUUGAACUUGGUGUAUCCAGUGAUGCAGAACAUAUAGGAUUUGUCCCUUCUAAUGACGUAGUUGAGAAUAGUGGUACUGAGAAAGUGUUCCAAAUGAAAGGGGUCCUUCCCAGAAAAGAUAUUGCACAUGUGGAUGAUAGCUCAAUGGAGAUUACACAGGGGUGUGAAAAGGUUGGAAAAACCAGUGUUCUAGUGGCAGAUUACCCAAGUGGGUGUGACAUAGUAGAAGCAUCUCCUUUAUCUGCACAAAAUGCAGAUUCAGACUCCUCAAAUGACCGGACACCAUGCACAGAUGUAUCUGAAACUGUUGCUUCAAGUGUUGGUGACAGUGAACCUAUGUAUGAAGGAGAAGAAUGCAUAUUGGAUUCAGCAGCUGCAGUUUAUGAAGACCGAGAACCUGUUUAUGAAGGUGAAGUGGUUCUUGCGGAACAAGCUGAUGAAAGCACUUUGGCUGCCUCGAGAGUGAUAUCUAAGGAUGAAAUCACUACACAACAAGGAGAGCUUAUAAGGAACUUUCUUAGGAACAAUGCUAGUCAAUUGACCUUUUAUGGGCUUUUCUGCUUGCAAGAUGGUCUCAAAGAACGUGAACUCUGUGUUUUCUUCCGCAACAAUCACUUCAGUACCAUGUUUAAGUAUGAAGGUGAACUAUAUCUCUUAGCCACUGACCAAGGAUACAUAAAUCAGCCUGAUUUGGUAUGGGAAAAGCUAAAUGAGGUCAAUGGGGACACUUUGUUCAUGAUGAGUAACUUUAAGGAAUUCAAGGUGGACAAUCGUGGAAAUGAUACCUGGGAUGAACGAAAUGCUAUGGCCAGUACCGCUGACUAUCUUGCCUCUGUAGAUAGUGCAGCACAUGCGGGUUUGGACAUAAAUUCUGAUCUGCAGCUGGCAAUAGCUCUGCAACAGCAAGAGUUUGAGCAACAGCCACAACAGCAGAAUUUGCAGCAACAAAGCAUUAGUGAUAGUUCAAGACUUAUCAUCGGCCCCCAGGCACCAAGAAGCAGUACUGGUCGGAGCUCAUCUUCAUCCCCCAAGCCGGAUAGCAAGGCAAAAGACAAGUGUAUUGUGAUGUGAAUGCUGCAUCUGCAGGUAGGGGGAUUGGGGAAUUUGUGCUGUAAAAUGGUUUGCAUCUUUAGCCAUCCCCAUUGUAUCCCAGGACAUUAAUAAACUUUGCAAAUGUAUAUUUAUGUUGAUUGAAGUCUUUGGCUGGUAAAAAUGGAAGUAUAAAUUUCCAUAGCACUAGCCUCUGCAGAUCUUUUAUUUUUGUGUUUUUUUGUUCAUAUUGUUCAUGUAAACAUUUGCCUUUCUCAAGUCCACCGCAGCUCCAUUUGUCGAACUCUCCGGCACUACAGGAAUCCUGUUUUGUAUGUUCUUCGAGAAACAUUUUACUUUUCUUUUCCUUUUUCCCAGAGAAAGAAAAUGAGAAUUGUGUAUAA